AUGAGUGAAUGUGGCGCAGGAUCAUCGUCGAAAGACGGCCAGGGUAGUGAGGACACAACGUACCGACAAAGCGAACCAGCUGAUUCUGGAGCUUAUGAGUGUAAUAUCUGUUUGGAUUCUGCACGCGAUGCUGUGGUCAGUCGUUGUGGCCAUCUCUUUUGUUGGCCAUGCUUAUAUCAAUGGUUAGAAACCUGUCCCCAUAGACAGGUAUGUCCUGUCUGUAAAGCUGGAAUCAGUCAAGAUAAAGUGACACCUAUCUAUGGUAAAGGAAGUAACGACAAAAAAGAUCCCAGGAAUAAAUUGCCACCACGCCCUCCAGGCCAACGGACAGAACCUGAGAACCACAAUGCCUUCUCGGGUUUUGGAUUUGGAGAAGGGAAUUUCCAAAUGUCUUUUGGAAUUGGUGCCUUUCCUUUUGGAUUUUUUGCAUCAACAUUCAAUUGGAGUGAUGUACGACCUGGUCCACCUCCUGCAGGCUCUCCUCAUCAUGAAGAAGAACAGAUCUUAUCAAAGGCCUUCCUCCUCCUGGCAAUUGUCUUUAUCUUCUGGCUCCUUAUAGCCUGA
Acanthosepion pharaonis is the source of this 564-nucleotide messenger RNA. NCBI's taxonomy places the organism in Eukaryota, Metazoa, Mollusca, Cephalopoda, Sepiida, Sepiidae. The record is from the annotation of a GenBank genome assembly.